AUGGCAAAUUUUGAAGACAAUGAACCAUGGAUGCUGCGAAAAACACAUGCACAAUCAUAUGGUGAACCAUUAGAUUCUAAAUUCCAAAGUCCUUUGUCUAGGACUCAAAGUGCUGAAUUUUCCAUUUCCAUGGAACCAUAUGAGAGAGAAACUAGUAUUAUGGGACAUACUGGUCCACUUUGGAGUGAGAGGAAAACUCCCUUCAGGCAGAUAAGGGCUCCACUAUAUGCUACCACUGAAACUGGAAAUCUUUUGCAGCAGAGUAUAGUUGUAACAGGAAAUGAAGAGGUGGAAAGAAAGGUGGAAGAAUUUUCUACUUUCAACAGCAUGGGUUCAAAUUACUGGAACAACAACUAUGAAAAUAAAAAUGAACACUUAAUGAGGUCAGGGCGAUUGGGAAUGUGUAAUGAUCCUUAUUGUACUAUUUGCCCUACUUACUUCAAUGCUUCUCAGUCAAGAAAUUCAAAAUCUUCAAAUAUAUUUGAGUCCAAAACUAAGUUCCGUAAUUCUCUUUAUGGGGAUGCCAAAGGUUUUGCAAGAAAACUUUUUUCUUUCUGCUCCUCAUAUGCUCCUAGAGUUAUGAACCCUCACACAAAAUUUGUACAACAAUGGAACAAGAUUUUGGCCAUUUGUUGCUUGGUGGCAAUUUUUCUGGAUCCUUUAUUUUUCUUCGUAUUGUAUGUGCAGCAGGAUUAUAAUUGUAUUGUUAUCAACUGGAGAUUGACAAUAGCACUUGCUAUACUUAGAACAAUGAAUGAUUUUGUAUAUCUCUUUAACAUCCUUCUCCAGUUUAAAUUAGCUUAUGUCUCCCCUGAAUCCAUGGUGGUUGGUGCUGGAGAUUUAGUUGACCAUCCCAAAAAAAUUGCUCUUCAUUACUUAAAGGGUUAUUUUCUUUUUGACUUCUUUAUCAUACUUCCUCUUCCUCAGAUAAUUAUAUUAGUUGUCCUACCAAAUUCCAUGGAGGGAGCAAAUUAUGUUAAAGAUCUUCUGCGUGCAGUGAUCCUAGUGCAGUAUAUUCCCAGAUUAUUCAGGUUUCUUCCUCUGCUAAUUGGCCAGUCUCCAACAGGCUUCAUAUUUGAGUCAGCCUGGGCAAAUUUCACUUUAAAUCUUCUCAUUUUUAUGCUAUUUGGCCAUGUUGUUGGCUCUUGCUGGUACCUGUUUGGUCUACAGAGGGUUAAUCAGUGUUUAAGAGAUGCAUGUCAUAAUUCUAAUAUACCUGGAUGCCUGAAACUUGUUGAUUGUGGACUUGGCCAUAAGGAACACAAUCAGAUUGACCAAGCAUCAGCUCAGUGGAACAACAAUACAGAUGCCUACAAUUGUUUGAAUCCCCCUCCCCAGGGUGGUUUUCAGUAUGGGAUGUAUGCCCCUGCUGUCCAACUUAUAAUAGAAACUAAUGUGGUUAACAAAUAUGUGUUUUCUCUGUUUUGGGGAUUCCAGCAAAUCAGUGUUUUUGCUGGUAAUCAAGUCCCUAGCUAUUUUGUAUGGGAAGUCCUUUUUGGUAUUGCCAUAAUAGGAUUGGGACUCUUGCUUUUUUCGCUUCUCAUUGGAAACUUCCAAAAUUUUCUUCAAUCUCUUGGAAGGAGGAGGCUUGAAAUGCAACUUAGACGCCAGGAUGUUGAGCAAUGGAUGAGCCAUCGACGAUUACCAGGUGAUCUAAGAAGGAGAGUACGAGAGGCUGAACGGUUUAAUUGGGCUGCAACAAGAGGGGUGAAUGAAGAAAUGCUAAUGGAGGAUUUGCCAGAAGAUCUCCAGAGGGACAUAAGGCGUCAUCAAUUCAACUUUGUUAAGAAAGUUCGAAUUUUUGCACUGAUGGAUGAGCCUAUCUUAGAUGCCAUUUGUGAGAGACUAAGACAAAAGACAUACAUCAAAGGAAGUAGAAUUUUGCGUCAAGGUGGGUUAGUGGAGAGCAUGUUCUUUGUGGUGCGAGGGAAAUUGGAAAGCAUUGGAGCAGAUGGAACUAGAGUUCCCUUAUCAGAGGGAGAUGCUUGUGGUGAAGAACUUCUGACAUGGUAUCUAGAGCACUCUUCAUUCAGCUCAGAUGGUAGAAAAGUAAGGCUUCCAGGACAGAGAUUGCUUAGCAGUAGGACAGUAAGCUGCUUAACAAAUGUUGAGGCAUUUUCCCUCCAUGCUGCAGAUCUUGAAGAAGUUACAAUCCUUUUCACAAGAUUCUUGCGGAGUCCACGUGUUCAAGGAGCCUUAAGGUAUGAAUCACCUUAUUGGAGAUCCCUUGCAGCAACCCGCAUUCAGGUUGCAUGGAGAUACAAGAAGAAAUGUCUAAGUCGUGUUAAUUCGUUAUUUUCAGAUUAA
Messenger RNA from Abrus precatorius (Indian licorice), 2307 nucleotides. RefSeq names its product probable cyclic nucleotide-gated ion channel 20, chloroplastic. Gene Ontology annotation, molecular function: monoatomic ion channel activity. Bases 1 to 2307 code for a protein of 768 amino acids. Gene Ontology annotation, biological process: monoatomic ion transport; transmembrane transport. Gene Ontology annotation, cellular component: membrane. The record is from RefSeq and is a predicted model, not a curated record. The transcript has 12 exons. NCBI's taxonomy places the organism in Eukaryota, Viridiplantae, Streptophyta, Magnoliopsida, Fabales, Fabaceae.